UCUCUCAUGGCGGAAGUGGCCGCGGCGGCCUGGGCCGUUGCUAUGGUGACAGCGGGACCGAGGUCGCGGCCUAGGCUAUGGCGGAGCCGAGGUUGACCUCGGCCUCGAAGCCGCCGGGGAGCGCCUCCAGCUCGGGUCGCGCGUACAGCCUGCGGCCGGCUUUCCGCCACAAAUUCCGCUCUCCUGUCGUGAAAGAGUGCAUCCAUGAGGUGUUAAAGGAGGAGCUAGCUGGUGUGCAGUACAACCCUGAGGAAAUCCCUUCAAUCACCAAAUUUUUAUCAGAGAAAAUCCGAAACGCCUUGAAAGAAAAAGGAUUCCUCCGAUACAAAAUAGUGGUACAAGUGGUGAUCGGCGAGCAGAGGGGCGAAGGAGUGAACAUGGCUGCCCGAUGCUUCUGGGAUGCAGACACAGACAGCUACGCUCAGGAUGUUUUCAUGAACGACAGCCUGUUCUGCGUGGCGGCUGCCUUCGGCUGUUUCUACUACUAAGGCCAAGAGAAGAACGUCAGGAAGGAGUCGUCGUUCCGGAGAGACCCAUGAAACCAGCUGCACUUGCUUCUUCAGACCUGUGGAUUCUCCCUUGCGCAAAACACGCUUGUUUUUGUGUGAUCUUGAAAAUAUUCCAGACUGAUUCUGCGACAGCUUUUAGGCCGAGUGAGGACAACGUCUGUCAGGAAGUUCUUCUAUGCAAGCCCGUAUUCAGUUGUGCUUCUGCAAGAGAACUUCCUGAUGGAUUGAGCCCAGUUGCUUACAUAUGUCUGAUAACUGGUCCGAAAGGGGACCAGUCCUGAUACAGUCAUCACUUGCAGAUGCGCUAUGUAUUUAAACUGCUAUAAAGAAUCCCAGCCAGUGAGAAAACCCUAAAUACUUUGUGAGAAAUGUAACAUAGUUCAUUGUAUAAUUUUCAUUUUUUUUAAAAAAAAACGUAUU
Molecule: messenger RNA, 929 nt
Organism: Eublepharis macularius
Lineage: Eukaryota; Metazoa; Chordata; Lepidosauria; Squamata; Eublepharidae
Gene: DYNLT2B
Product: dynein light chain Tctex-type 2B
Exons: 5
Coding region: 78-488 (136 amino acids)
Biological process (GO): microtubule-based movement
Cellular component (GO): cytoplasmic dynein complex; cytoplasm
Molecular function (GO): dynein intermediate chain binding
Source: RefSeq, a predicted model, not a curated record